AUGUCCUCGAACCCGUACGCCAAGCGGCCCAAGCCCACCUACCCGGCUGCCCCCCCUCCUCCCGCCGACGCCGCCUCGUACGCCGCCGCCUACCCGCAGGCCUACCCGGGCGCAGCAGCAGCCAGCACUAGCGCCUACCCGGCCCAGCCUGCGGCAGCCUACCCGCAGCAGGCCGGCUACGACCCGAGCUUUGCCCAGCAGUCGUCCAUCUGUCCGUCUCUCCCUCUCCCUCCUCGUCCUCGUCCUUCCACAGAGACUGACUCGCCGCACCCGCCUGCAGACACGCCCGACGCAGCAACUUCGCCUGCAGGCCGAGCCGUCGCGACCGUCGGCAACAAGGGCAAGGCCAGGACCACCGUGCUCCGCAAGGGCGGCGGAGAGGUGUGGGAGGACCAGAGCCUCCUCGAGUGGGACCCGAAGCACUUCCGGCUCUUCAUCGGCGACCUCGACCCGGCCAUCAGCGACGACUUGUUCCAGCAGGCGUUCGGCAAGUGGCCCUCGUUCGUCAAGAGCAAGGUCAUCCGCGACAAGUACACCAACAAGGGCAAGGGCUUCGGCUUUGUCUCGUACAGCGACCCAGAGGACUUUCUCAAGGCGUGGAAGGAGAUGAACGGCAAGUACGUCGGCACGCGCCCCGUGACGAUCAAGAAGGCCACGUCGGGCGUCCAGGCGGUUGCGAUCGGUGCCCGCAAGGCGCAGACGCUCGAGGCCAAGCACGCCCAGAAGACGGGCACGGUCCCGUACGAGCGCGCCAACGCCGAUGACGCCGGGCACAAGGCCGUCGCCGGCGAGAAGGGCUACGGCCCGCAGCGCAGCCGCAAGCAGUACAUCCGCCGUUGA
Rhodotorula graminis WP1 is the source of this 840-nucleotide messenger RNA. RefSeq lists its product as uncharacterized. Lineage: Eukaryota; Fungi; Basidiomycota; Microbotryomycetes; Sporidiobolales; Sporidiobolaceae. Bases 1 to 840 code for a protein of 279 amino acids. The transcript is spliced from 3 exons. Gene Ontology annotation, molecular function: mRNA binding. The record is from RefSeq and is a predicted model, not a curated record.